This is a messenger RNA of Cannabis sativa, 938 nucleotides long. RefSeq lists its product as uncharacterized. The record is from RefSeq and is a predicted model, not a curated record. Gene Ontology annotation, molecular function: acylphosphatase activity. The transcript has 2 exons. Bases 166 to 768 code for a protein of 200 amino acids. Lineage: Eukaryota; Viridiplantae; Streptophyta; Magnoliopsida; Rosales; Cannabaceae.
AGUGAAACCACAAUUUUCAAACACUCAUAAAUCAUAAUCGUAACCAGAAACCAGAUAACUCCCGAAGCUAGAUUCUGUAGUAGUUAAGUAGAGUGGACCAGUACAUGUAGCUUUGUUCCAGACCAAUCAAAUCAAUCUCAAAAACCAGUUUAGUCAACAACAUUAAUGGCCUCACUACCAUUUCCAUCGCCAAAACUAAGCUCACUGAUCCACCAAAACAGAGGAACCAGAUUCCUUAUCCCAAAAACAUGGAACAAUCAUCUUCUUAAAUGGUGCAACAACAGUCAUGAUAGUCCAACUUUUGGACUCACCCUUCCUUCUAAUCCUCACUCUCAUCCUCUUUAUUAUCCUCUUUCGUUUCGUCAUCAUCUUCGUCUUCCUUGCUGUCCUCUUUCACCUCUGUUCAGACCAAAUUCACCUACUUUUCGAUAUUCUCUCUCCUCCAUGACCACUCCUCCUCAAGCCACUUCCGACUCGACCCAUUCCAUCUCCACCAAAACGGUGAGGGUUGUGAUCAAGGGUCGUGUUCAGGGAGUUUUUUACAGGAACUGGACUAUUGAAAAUGCAAACCAGUUGGGUUUGAAGGGUUGGGUUCGGAAUAGGAGAGAUGGGUCCGUGGAAGCUCUUUUUUCUGGGAACCCUGACUCGGUCCAAGAGAUGGAACAGAGGUGUCGCCGGGGCCCUCCAUCGGCGGUGGUUACUGGAUUAGAGGUGUCUCCUAGCACUGAUGACCCUGGCACUGGCUUCCAGCGCAAGCCCACGGUUUGAUAUGAUCAAAUUACUAUAAUGAAAAUUAUAACUUUUGUAAUAAAAUUAACAUGGUAUAAGAACUUGGUUACUGUAUUUACUGAGAAUCUUGAUGACAGUAAAAUCUGUGCUUGUCAUUGCUAAUUGUACUUUUCUGUACUGAUAUGAAAUGUUUACUAUCUUUGUCAUGA